Molecule: messenger RNA, 3898 nt
Organism: Paramecium sonneborni
Lineage: Eukaryota; Ciliophora; Oligohymenophorea; Peniculida; Parameciidae
Source: the annotation of a GenBank genome assembly
AUUGUGAAUGGCCUAGUAUCGACCAUUAAAUGAUGGUUAGUAGAACUUCACAUAAGCAACAAAUCCUUAAAUUGUUGCUGGGUUCUAAAUUCUUAGACAAAGUGUAGAUUUAGGAAUAUAGUAAAGUGAAUCAGCCCGUAAGAGCUCUAUGAAAGCAUAAGCUCUAGUAUCUAGACAAAGUUAGAUGAUAAAUUAAAUGAAAGUAGGCUAUACUAAUCAUAUUCUUAGGAAUAAAAAAUUAUGGUUAAGGAUGUCGUUGUACCAGUGGAUGCACCUACAUAGACAAAAUAAGAUGUUCUGAAAAAAGCUUAAAAUAAGGGAGAAGAGUAUAGGAAUAUGGAUGAGCAUAAGAUAGAUGUUUUGGUUUUAGCAAAUAGGUAAUUGAAUAAAAUAAUAUUUAUAUAGAUUAGGAACAAGUAAAGACGAAGGAUUAUCUGAUGAGUAAGCUGUGUAAAAGAAUCUUCAAUUUGGUGAUAAUAAAUUAACAGAAAAAAAAAAGACUCCAUGGUGGAUGAAAUUAUUAAAAGAAAUGUUUUAACCAUUUUCAAUUUUAUUAUGGAUAGCAUCAAUUGCAUGCUUUGUUUUAUAUGGAGUAAAUCCAGAUGCAUUAGGAGCAAAGUCUAAUUUAUGGUUGGGUAUAAAUAAAGAUUUAUUUAUUAGCAAUCAUUUUAAUUUUAAUUAUUUUAUUAACAGGAUCAAUUACCUACAAUUAAUCAGCAAAGGCAGAUGCUUUGAUGGAAGGCUUUAAGAACUUUUUACCAUAAAAUUGUAUAGUAAUUAGAGGAGGUCAAAGAAAGUAGGUACCAGCUGAGAAGAUAGUACCAGGAGAUAUAGUGGAAGUAAAGAUGGGAGAUAAGAUACCAGCUGAUAUUAGAGUUAUACAAUCUAGAGAAAUGAAAGUAGAUAAUUCUGCAUUGACAGGAGAAUGUGAUCCAUUAUUGAGAGUUACUGAAUGUACUGCUGAGAAUCCUUUAGAAACAAAAAAUUUAGCAUUUUUUGGAACAUUAUGUAAAGAAGGAUCUGGAUUAGGAAUGGUUAUAUAAAUAGGUGAUAAAACAGUUAUGGGUUAAAUAGCAGAUUUGGCAACUGGAGGAGAAACACCAGAUACACCAUUAAAUAUUGAAUUGAAAAGAUUUGUUAUUUUGAUUUCUUGUAUUGCUGUUGGUUUGGGUAUUUUGUUUUUGAUUUUAUCAUUGGUUGUUGAAAAAGCAUCUGUUGAUACAGCUGUUGGAUAAGCUAUUGGUAUUAUUGUUGCAAAUGUUCCUGAAGGAUUAUUAGGUUGUAUUACUGUUUCUUUAGCCAUCACUGCUAAAAGAUUAGCAGAUAAAUAAGUUUUAGUGAAGAACUUAGAAGCUGUUGAAACUUUAGGUUCUACAAGUUGUAUUUGUUCAGAUAAAACUGGAACACUUACUUAAAAUAAAAUGACUGUUGAAAAUGUCUGGUAUGAUGGAUUGAAAAGAAGAGCAUUAAAUAAACUUGUUGCAGGAAAAAAUGCAGAAUAUGAAUAUGAAACUAGCGAUCCAACUUUCAGAGAUUUACAUGAUUGCGCUAUCAUUACUAGUGAAGCUAAAUUUAAUAUUCAAGUUAAAGAAAAAACAAAUAUUAAUUGGCUUGAUACUCCUACUAUUGGAGAUGCUUCAGAAACGGCUCUCAUUAAAUUCUUUUAACCUAUUGAGGAUAUUGAAUUAACUAGAUAGAGAAGAUUAUUUGCAGAAUUACCUGAUAAAUCUUUAGCUAAAAUGCCAUUUAAUUCAACAAAUAAGUUUUCACUUUGUAUUGUUAAUUGGGAAACUCAUGACUCAUAUUAUUGUGUUUAUAUUAAAGGUGCCCCUGAAAAAUUAUGGACAUUCUGUAGUUAUCUCUUAGUAGAAGGUAGAAAUCAACCUAUUGAUGAAUAAAUUACUUAGAAAUUCAAAUAAGUCAAUUUAACAUUUGGUAAAGGUGGAGAAAGAGUCUUAGGAUUUGCUAAAUUACAUUUACCAAGAGCUGAAUAUCAUAAAGGGUUUUAAUUUAAUUUGAAUUCAGUGGAUACACUUAAAUUUAGAUUAGAAGGAUUCACAUUUUUAGGAUUAUUAUCAUUAAUGGAUCCUCCUAAAGUUACUGUCCCUAAUGCCAUUAAAAAAUGUUAAUCAGCUGGUAUCAAGGUUAUUAUGGUUACUGGAGAUUAACCACCCACUGCAGGUGCCAUCGCUAAAUAAAUUGGUAUCAUUACUGGAAAGACUGUUGAUGAUCUUUUAGAUGAGAAUCCAUCAAUGUCUUAUGAAGAUGCUUUUAGAAUUGCUCCAGCAAUAGUUAUUCAUGGAGAUCUUAUAGUUUAGGCUCUUGAAGAAGAAGCAGCAUAAGGUGAAAAUUUACCUGAAGAAAUGAAAGACAGAAAAUUAAGAAGUUGGUGCAGUAAACCUCAAGUAGUAUUUGCACGUACAUCUCCUGCUUAGAAAUUAAUGAUAGUUAGAGCUUGUUAAUACUUAGGUCAUGUUGUAGGAGUAACAGGUGAUGGUGUAAAUGAUUCACCAGCUAUAAAGUAAGGUGAUAUUGGUAUUUCAAUGGGUAUAAGUGGAUCUGAUGUAACAAAAGAUGCUGCAGAUAUGAUUCUUUUGAAUGAUGAUUUUGCAUCAAUUGUUGAUGGUGUUGAAGAAGGCAGAAAGAUUUUUGAUAAUCUUAAAAAGACAAUUGUUUAUCUUCUUACAUCCAAUAUUACUGAAGUAUUUCCAUAUAUUGGUGAAAUUGCUAUUGGAUUACCACUUCCAUUAAGUAAUUCAUUUAUUCUUACAAUUUGUAUUGGUACUGAUAUUUUGCCAGCUAUUUCAUUUGCUUAUGAAGAAGCUGAAAUUGAUAUUAUGACUCGUAAACCAAGAAAGAAGGAUGACCAUUUGGUGUCUUUAAGAUUGAUCACUCAUGCUUAUUUAUUACAAGGUGUAAUUGCUACAUCAGCAGGAUUCUUUAGUUAUUUCAGUACAAUGAAUGAAUAUGGAUUCCCUCCAUCACUUCUUUUAAAUUUUAUGAACAAACCUUAUUAAUCAAUACCUUGGAAUAAGGUAAUACUUGCAAAUGGAUAACCAUAUGCUCCAGCUCCUACAAGUUGGGUUUGGGAUAUGCCAAAUUUGAACAAGUAUUUAUCAUAUUAAUUCUUAGUCCUUUCUUAACCACAUAACCUUACAGUCCUAAUUGGCAAAUGGCACCUCUUUUAACUCCACCAUAAAACACUGACGGAACAUAUGAUUUAGAAAAUACUUAUGGAUUCUAAACUAUUCCAUUAAAUUGGAUUAAUCCAGAACUUAUCUAUUAUGAUUUAAGAUACAUUUUUGUCACUUAUGAGAGUUAAAGAUGGACUCCUGCAUUUGACUAAUGGAAUAAUCAAUAUUCUGAUUAUUUAUGUAGAUAUUUCGAUAGAUCUGAUUCACUUCUUGAAGGAUCUGGAUAUCCAAUUAAUACUAAUGCUUGCUUCAAAACUGCUGCACUUAAAUAUGCUUAAACCUCUUAUUUUGUUGCUGUUGUCUUAGUCUAAUGGUCCAAUGUGUUCAGUUGCAAAUGUAAUAAUCCUCAUUUAUUUUUAGAACGUAAAAUGUCUAUGAUCUAUUCCCCUAUUAAUAGAGUUAUGUUUUACGGUGUUCUAACUGAAACCAUUAUUUUCCUUUGCAUUGUAUACAUUCCAGGAGUUAAUACUUGGUUUGGUGCCAGACCUGUCGAUAUACUCAAUUUAGGGUAUUUCAUCUAUCUAUUUAAAUAGUAUGCCUGGACUUCCAUAUUCCAUGUGUCUAUUUUGCUGGGAAGAAACUCGUAAAUAUUUCAUUAGAAACUUCUAAAAACCCAACAAAUAUGAAGUCAACUUCUUUGAAGCAAAUUCACUAUGGUGAGUAUAUUGUAGUGACAUUAAUAUAAAUAAUAAAAUUACAUCAAA